UUCGGACUGAGGCUUCCAGUGGCGUGUAAUUCAGACCGGCAGUUCCUGAACGCCCGCGGCACAAUGAUCAAACUCUUCCGCUUCAGUGGAGUCCUGAGGCAGCUUCUUGCCGUUCUGGCCGGCGACCUGGCGAUGCUGGCGGGCGGCAUCGUAAUGGCGUGGUCGUCGCCGGCGCUGCCCAAGAUGAACCUGACCCCUUCGCAGGGGUCGUGGGCGGGGUCGCUGCCGUCGCUGGGCGCCGCCGUGGGGCCCUGGCUGGGCGGCUGGCUGUCCGACAAGCUGGGCCGCAAGGCCACCGUCAUGCUGGGCACCGCGCCCAUCUUGCUCAGCUGGGUGGCGCUCAUCUUCUGCGAGUACGAGCCCGUCUGGCUGUGCGUCGCGCGCUUCGUGUCCGGCCUCGGCGUCGGACUCGUCUACGGCGGCAUGCCGACCUACGCGGGGGAGAUCUCACAGGUACACGUCGCUCCUCUCCCGUUCUCGUGCUUGCACUCGGCUGUAUCCGAGGUCUUCUAG
This is a messenger RNA of Schistocerca cancellata (South American locust), 513 nucleotides long. RefSeq names its product solute carrier family 2, facilitated glucose transporter member 8-like. Gene Ontology annotation, cellular component: membrane. The coding region runs from base 64 to 513 and encodes 149 amino acids. The record is from RefSeq and is a predicted model, not a curated record. NCBI's taxonomy places the organism in Eukaryota, Metazoa, Arthropoda, Insecta, Orthoptera, Acrididae. Gene Ontology annotation, biological process: transmembrane transport. The transcript has 2 exons. Gene Ontology annotation, molecular function: transmembrane transporter activity.